Molecule: messenger RNA, 1263 nt
Organism: Mus pahari (shrew mouse)
Lineage: Eukaryota; Metazoa; Chordata; Mammalia; Rodentia; Muridae
Product: zinc finger protein 120-like
Exons: 6
Source: RefSeq, a predicted model, not a curated record
GGCGGCUAUUCCGGCUGGGAAAUUCUGCGGAUAUUUCUGACCCAGGUCCAUCUCUUGGAUACAUUGACCUAUGAUGAUGUGCAUAUAGACUUCACUCUGGAAGAAUGGUCCUUGCUGGAUUCAUUUCAGAAGAGACUUUACAAAGAUGUGAUGCUGGACACCUACAGGAACCUCAUAGCUAUAGGAUAUAAGUGGGAAGAUCAUCAUAUUGAAGAACAUUGUCAAAGUGGUAGAAGACAUGGAAGGCACAACAGAAGUCAUGCAGGAGAGAAACACUGUGAAUAUACACAGUAUGAUAAAGUCUUCACAUAUCAUAGUCAUCUUCACAAGCAUGAACAAAUUCAAACUCAAGAGAAAGCCUCUGAAGGCUCUCAACCUAUUGAAGCCAUUGCAUGUCAUAGUAGUCUUCAAAUACAUAAAAGAACACAUACUGGAGAGAAACCCUACACAUGCAAUCAAUGUGAUAAAGGCUUUGCACAAAGCAGUAGUCUCCAAAUGCAUAAAAGAACACAUACUGGAGAGAAACCCUAUGAAUGUGAUCAAUGUGGUAAAAACUUUGCAAAAAACAGUCAUCUCCGAAAACAUAAAGUAAUACGUACUGGAGAGAAACCCUACAAAUGUAAUCAAUGUAAUAAAGCCUUUUCACAACAGAGUCAUCUCCAAAGACAUGAAAGAAUACAUACUGGAGAGAAACCUUAUAAAUGUAAUCAGUGUGAUAAAUCAUUUGCAUCUCACCGUUAUCUUCAAAGUCAUGAAAGAAUUCAUACUGGAGAGAAACCUUACAAAUGUAAUCAAUGUGGUAAAGCCUUUGCACACCAAUCUUCUUUGGUCUUUCAUAAAAGAACACAUACAGGAGAGAAACCUUAUGAAUGUAAUCACUGUGGUAAACCCUUUGCACAGUACAGUUCUUUCAAGUACCAUAAAAAGAAUCACACUGGGCUGGGCAUUGAGAAACCUUAUGAAUGGACUCACUGUGGUAAAGUCUUUGCAUAUCAGAGUCAUUUUCAAAUAUAUAAAACAACACAUACUGGAGAGAAACCCCACCAGUGUAAGCAGUGUGAUAAAGCCUUAUUACAUCACAGUCAUCUUCAAAGGCAUACAAAAACACAUUCUGUAGAGAAACCCUAUGAUUGUAAUCAAUGUAAUAAAACAUUUGUGUGUGACAAUAGUCUUUGAAUAUAUAAAAGAACACACACUGGAGAGAAACCCUAUGGAUGUAAGCAAUGUGGUAAAGCCUUUGAAUAUAGCAGUAGUUUUUCAUGA